Trichoderma gamsii is the source of this 1482-nucleotide messenger RNA. RefSeq lists its product as hypothetical. The transcript is spliced from 4 exons. The record is from RefSeq and is a predicted model, not a curated record. Gene Ontology annotation, molecular function: alcohol dehydrogenase (NAD+) activity; metal ion binding. Gene Ontology annotation, cellular component: mitochondrion. Lineage: Eukaryota; Fungi; Ascomycota; Sordariomycetes; Hypocreales; Hypocreaceae. The coding region runs from base 1 to 1482 and encodes 493 amino acids.
AUGUCUGCUACUGUUAGAGUUGUGCCAAAUGCCGCCAAGCGGGCUUCGAGUCUCCUCCGGACAAUUCAGUAUACUCAUCCUCCAUCAUGUCCGUGCCACUCAAACCCGGGCUAUCACCAGCGUACCCCGCCCAAGCUCUCACAGAGCCUGGGAGGUCGACGCUACGCCACGCCUUCGAAUGCCAAUUUGAAGGAGUAUGCCUUUGAAAUGGCAGCGUCAUCUAUUCGCUUUGGCGCCGGUGUGACCCAGGAAGUUGGCAUGGACCUGAAGAACCUUGGGUCGCAAAGAGUAUGCGUUGUUACUGACAAGACCGUGGACCAAUUGGAAGCAAUGAAACAAGUGCGAGAGGCCCUUACUCGCGAAGGCGUCAACUUCAAAGUCUUCUCCGACGUGAGGAUAGAACCAAAAGAUAGCUCUAUCAAGGAGGCAAUUGCAUGGGCAAGGCCUUAUGCGCCAGACGCAUUUCUUGCAGUGGGUGGAGGGUCUGUCAUAGACACGGCCAAGCUGAUGAACCUGUACACCUCCUACCCGGAUGCUGAUUUCCUCGACUUUGUAAAUGCGCCAUUGGGAAGGGGGCUUCCAAUUGACAAGCCUCUUAAGCCGCUCAUCGCAGUCCCAACUACAGCGGGUACCGGCAGCGAAACUACGGGAACAGCCAUCUUCGACCUCGUCUCAAAAAAGGCAAAGACUGGUGUCGCUCACCGAAAUCUCAAGCCAACGCUGGGAAUAUGUGACCCACUCAACACACGCACCAUGCCUUCUGCUGUCAAGGCUGCCUCUGGUCUGGACGUCUUGUGCCAUUCCCUUGAGUCCUGGACAGCCAUCCCCUACACCGAGCGAACACCGCGACCAACGAACCCAAUUUUGCGGCCAGCGUACCAGGGAGCCAAUCCGAUUUCGGAUGUCUUCUCCUUCCACGCACUCAAGGCCACUGUGAAGUAUCUCCCUCGUUCUGUAAAAGACCCCGAGGAUUUUGAAGCUCAGAGCGAGAUGCUUUUGGCAGCGACCCUGGCGGGGGUUGGCUUUGGAAACGCUGGAGUUCAUUUGUGCCAUGGCAUGUCGUAUCCCAUCUCUGGCCAGAAUCCAGGCUACACGCACGCUGGUUAUGAGAUUCCAAACCCUCUCAUUCCCCACGGUGUUUCAGUAGCAGUCUCUGCCCCUGCUGUCUUUAGAUUCACUGGUGCUUCCAACCCGGAAAGGCAUCUCCUCGCCGCCGAGGCGUUUGGCGUUGACAUCUCCAACGUAAAGAAGGAGAGUGCUGGAGAAGUCUUGGCCGAGGCACUGACCAAGUUCCUUGAGGACUUGGGCGAUCAGCCAAAGGGCCUCAAGGCGCUGGGCUUCGGAAGCGAGCAUAUCGAUGGACUCGUUGAAGGCACUAUUCCUCAAGCUCGUGUGCUGAUGCUUGCCCCCGGCCUUGCCUCGGAACUGCAAGCUGAAAAAGACCAGCUACGCGCGCUGUUUGAAGACGCCAUGACUCAUUAA